Aphanomyces astaci is the source of this 1673-nucleotide messenger RNA. RefSeq lists its product as hypothetical. Lineage: Eukaryota; Oomycota; Saprolegniomycetes; Saprolegniales; Verrucalvaceae. The record is from RefSeq and is a predicted model, not a curated record. The transcript is spliced from 2 exons. Gene Ontology annotation, molecular function: flavin adenine dinucleotide binding; NADP binding; N,N-dimethylaniline monooxygenase activity. The coding region runs from base 51 to 1304 and encodes 417 amino acids.
CCGAGGUGCGAGUUAGGACCUCUUGACGGCGUCGUACUUUCGAAAUCGUCAUGCGGGUUGCUGUGAUUGGGGCGGGGCCGGCGGGCCUGGCGGCGCUGAAGGUGUUUCAAGAUGUGGUAGGUGCAGACGACUUAGUUGCAUUCGAUUCUCAGGAGGACAUUGGUGGCACGUGGUUGUACUCCGAGUCCAGCGAGUCGUGGUUUGCCAGCGCCGUGUACGCGAAUCUUCGGACGAACCUCCCGCCCGAGCAAAUGCAGUACCCGUCCAUGGAUUUCCCCGACGGCACGGACCAGUUCCCGCAUCACUCCGUGGUCCACAAGUACCUCGUGGCAUUUGCCGAUCGGUUCAACCUCCGUCGCUUCAUUCGACUCAACACGACCGUCGAAGGAUGUUCGUUCAACGACGGGGUGUGGCUCCUGCGCCUCAGCGAUGGAACCCAGCACGAGGCUGACAAGGUUAUCCUUGCCAACGGUCACUUUCGCUUGCCACAUUUCCCGCUUCACCUUGACAUCGAUCCGUCCAUCGCGAGCUUUCACUCGAGACAGUACCGUCGGCCCGAUGCAUUCCAUGGGAAAGUCGUCGUCCUUGUCGGCGCGGGUACAUCGGCCUUUGACAUUGCUCGGGAAAUCGCCCCCCAAGCCGAACGAGUGUACAUCAGCAUGCGGGACGACUCGAGCGCCGGGGACUUGGGCGAAACGGUGGACCAGCUGCGUCCAACGCGGAAGGAUGGGUCGUUGGCCGAGAUUGUGGCCAAAGGGGCCCUUCGUCGCACUGGACCGGACGGACUAGUGCAAUUUGAAGACGGAUCGACCGUGUCGCAUGUGCACACGAUCAUCUGGGCCACGGGGUUCGACUUUACCUUUCCGUUCAUGCAACUUGGCGAGUCUUCAGAGAGCACCCAACUCGUGGAUACCACAGGUGCUGCCGUGUACAAUUUGUAUCGGGAAAUGAUGUACAUUCCAAACCCAACGUUGGCGAUCCUUGGCGUGAACCACCGCAUUUGGCCAUUUCCGGUCUUCGAGUACCAGGCCACGUUGUUGUCGCUGUAUUGGACCAAAGCACUGCCGCUGCCGACUCGAUCCGACAUGCGAGCGCACGAACAAGGAGAAGCCGCGCGUUGGGGGUACCUUCCUGGGUCCAAGGAGUCGCAUCGGUUUGGUCCUGACCGCCAGUACGCCUACCUCUCCACCAUCUACGACGACCUCGUGGCAACGCAGCCCGUCCCCAGCCUUCCGAAACCAAUUUCAGACCCCGAUCGGCGAGCCCAAAUCUUGCGCGACCGAAAGCUGCACCUUGGGUAUUGACGGUUGGUUCGAAUGUUAUGAAGAUUUGAGUCAAGUCGGUUUCGAUGUCGGCGGUACAACCAGUAUGUAGUGGUUCCAUCGACAUACUAGUAUGUAUGUAGAUGUUUGCAUGAGUAGAAUUUUAAAUAUAAGUCGUACAAUAGGAAAUUGGUUGUGAAAACAUGCGGGGGUAUGGAUUUUAUAUAUUUCACACGUGGACUACAGUACUUGUAGAAAUUAGUUUUGAGAGGAUGAUUUGCAUUUGUGUCAGGUAUUUACAGUUUAACAGGUUUUAUUUUGAGCGAUAUUUGAAUAAUACUAGUCAAAUGUAUAUCGUUUAAUAGAUAACGUGUCCGGAUAACUAAAUUACACAGGAUUAUGUAUUUUGAG